Molecule: messenger RNA, 3372 nt
Organism: Lodderomyces theae
Lineage: Eukaryota; Fungi; Ascomycota; Pichiomycetes; Serinales; Debaryomycetaceae
Exons: 1
Coding region: 1-3372 (1123 amino acids)
Biological process (GO): mitotic spindle organization; regulation of mitotic cell cycle
Cellular component (GO): mitotic spindle
Molecular function (GO): protein binding
Source: RefSeq, a predicted model, not a curated record
AUGAGUCACAUACAUAACAGUUGUCACAAUUCGAUAAUCAAUAAACUGCCCCCAUUGCGCUCCCUGUCGCAAUGUGAUUUCCGGCUACGAAUAAAUCGAAUUAUAGGCACUUCUGCAGCAGACAAACAACAAAUAUCAGUACAGGAUGAUCUAGUCGCUUACACCGCAAGUGGGGGUGUUGUACUUUGUCACAUCGAUAAAGAAACCAAUGACGUUGUAAACCAGAGAUUCUUUUGUGCCAAUUCAAGUGAAUCAAAGUCGCAACUGCUGAACCAUGUUGGUGUCUCAUCCGCCAAUGCCUAUUUAAACAUGAUCAAGCCCGACUACUCACAAGAGGAAACGAUACGAGACCAGUAUGGGUACCCAAUUGUUACACACCCUAUUGAAAUUUACGGCAACUCCUUCUCACCAAAUGAAAUAGACGAAAGCACCAGUGCUUAUUUGAGCCCUUUAGUCAAUGCUCAAGCAUCUCCAUCGAAAUUAAAAGAUAAAGUCAGAUCAAUCAAAUGUAUUGCCAUCUCUCCAAACAAGCGGCUUUUGGCUAUUGGAGAGUCGGGAUACCAGCCACGCAUCCUACUAUUUUCACUCGCUCAAGACUCACGACAAUGUCCCAUGAUGGCGAUUUACGAGCACACUUUUGGCGUCAACAACUUGGUGUUUUCCCCGGACUCAAAGCAUCUAUGCUCUUUGGGGGUCAUUAAUGAUGGAUGUAUCAAUGUGUGGAAGUUGGGGACCAAUUCUGUUCAACUACAAGCGAGCAAUCGAUGUUCCAAUAUUAUACAUAAGGUCAUUUGGCAUGAAAAUGUUAUUGUCACUGUUGGAUUACGUUUCAUCAAGUUGUGGAGGUUUGACCAUGAUGGCGGUAAUAAACCGGUUGUUUUGAAAGGGAGGAAUGUUCAAUUGGGUAAUUUUAUGGAUUCAAAUUUUAUGGACAUGUCAUUGAUUAAUGAAGAUGAGGUGGUUGUGAUUGCCAAUGGUAAUCAGUUGUUGUUGCUUAAGUUGAAUUUUGAUCCACCGAAAUUGCUACCCUUGCAAACACCAGACUAUAGUAUCAGCUCGAUAGUUGCUGAUCCUGAGCUGGAGGUGAUUUGGUUGGGCGACACAGAUACGAACUUGAAGUGUAUCAAGAUUGAAGACCUAAUACUUGUUGAGUUUGAAAGUGCGAGAUCUGCAUCGUCUCCUUCAAAGGGUUCGAACCAAUUACAGCAGCAAUUGUCAGGGGUCUUUAGAUUGGAGCCAGGUAAAGCUUCAGUUACUUCAGUUGUUCGAUUAUUCAAUUUGUCAAAUGACUACUUGCUAUACCUUUCAUCAAAUGAAGAGAUUAAGUUUUGGAAUAAAACUUUAGGAGAAACUAAACCUUUAGCUGCAUCUAUCAUUCGACAUGCCAGUGGAGUUAAGAAAAGUUACGAUGAAAACUACCUUGUCUUUUCCAAGACUGGCACAAUAGAACAAUUUUGCCCAAACUUGGGUGACCUUGUGGAAGCGUUAGCUUUUACCACACCGGGCAUUGAGGUGGUUACCGACUGUUUAACCGCAGUUGAUAAAAGGGAGAAUUUGUUUAUCUUGGGAUACAGAUCUGGAUCAUUGUAUAUUGUUGAUCAAGAGUCAGACUCUACAAAAGUGCUAUUGUCAAUAAAAGCACACUCUUCAUCAAUUAAUGACAUUGUCUACUUUGAACACCAAGAGCAUGAACUAAUAUGCAGCAUAUCGAGAGAUCGCAUGAUUCAAAUAUUUGUGAAAGUGGAAUCUAAAUGGGAUUUGCUACAGACCAUACCAGUGCACAAUGGGAAUCUACUCAAGGCCAUUUUCCAUGAGGGAUAUUUAUAUGUUUGCUCAACUGAUAGGACAAUCUCCGUCCACUCUAUAACCACGGAUCCAAUCUUGACGUUGGUCAAGACCAAAUCCAUAACGUUGAAAUGCACACCGUUAACAAUGUCAAUAUUUGAUUCCGAUCUUGUCGUGUCAACAAGCGAUAAGCAGUUGCUUGUAUUUGAUUUGCGAAACGAUUGUGACUUGAAAAGAUCAAUGAAGUUGAUCAAUGAGAGAUUGAAUGAAAGUGUACAGGUGGAAAUGAUGGAGAAGUUUAAGAAUGCGUUGAUUGUCUGGGCCUCGGAUAAGUCUAUUCGAGUGUUUGAUUAUGCUACUGGCAAACCUCGAGGUGUUAGUUGGGGACAUCUGGACUCAUUGCUUGGGGUUUUUCUCGUAGAGGGUGGGACAACACAAGUUGAAGGUACGGACGGCUUCAACGAUGAUGAUAAUGACGGUGAAGUUACUUCGGAGCUUGUAACAAUUGGUAAUGAUGGAUGUUUAUUUACGUGGCGUAUAAUUGAAUCGGCAACUACAGCCAAUACAGUGCCCAAUGAAGGCAAUAAAAGCGCAUUAGAUGAUGGUUUUGUCGUUGCAAGCCUGCCAUCUCCGGCAUAUGCAAAAGUAACGAGAAAAAUCUUACCGACAGUGCCAAAAUUAGCAGCCGCAGCGGCUCUACCGCAGGCUCCACCACGGGCUUCACCACGGGCUCCACCACAGGCACCGUCAUCUGCAACGUUUUCUGGACCGUCGUCACCGAAGAAGGAGAAACUACUAGAUAGAUUGGAGCACGCAGCAACUGGUACAGGCUCAAAGCCAAGAGUGCAGCUAACAACCACAAGUACCACAACAACGGUGGCGUCACCUUCACCCACACCAAAGUUGACUGCUGCCACAUUGAAGCGAAUUGAAUCUCGUAAUGGCAGGAAUAUGGGUGCCAGUGGUACCCAUGCUUGCGGCAGCAGCAGCAGCAGCAGCAGUCCAACAGCCUCACCAAAGGUGACGGGUUCGCUUUCGCUAACGCGGUCCAAAUCGACGUCCCCUUCACGCAGGGCGCCGCUCAUGAACUUGCGUACUAGCUCUCCUACGCGGAAUAGCAAAAUCUCACCACCCAUUGAUAAUGGUGAUGGAACAUUAUCCAAAUUGAGUCAACCAUUGAUGAAGUCGCCAACCACCACCGCUCAUCCUCCAAAACGGCCCAUAUCUCCAAGCAGAGCCACUCUGGAUCCGCAGUUCAAAAAUGGUUCACAAGUGCCAGUGAUACCAAGUCUAUCUAGGUCCUCUACAUCCGAUUUGAAAGCAGGCGUUCAUGAGUCCAUGCUGACGGUGUCGUUGGUGGAGAGAUGCAUGAACCAAUUCGAUGAAUUGAUGAAUCGGGUUUCAGAGUUGCAAAAAGACGAAAGGGCUGUAUUACUCGAUAAGAUAAACGAAUUGAGGUAUAAAUUGGACGAUAGUAUUGUUCCGACAAGUAAUGGCAGUAACCGAGAUGAUCUUUUGAGCAAGUAUAGUGAUAAAUUGGUUGAGUUGGUUGAGGCUAAACUUUCAGGAUCGUCAAUCAGCGAGUGA